AUGACCGUGGAGCCACCCCGGGAAAGGACAGAUAGCGUCGCAACCAAGGCAACCCUGACGCUAGAGGAUGGGAAGACGAUGGAUGCCGACCUCCAUAUUCCGACCACUGGCAGGAGACCUAACACCAGUUUCAUCUCCAACAUGCUCCUCACGACAGACGGCCGCGUUGAAACCAAUCUCUCGACCUUGCGAGCUGACAAAGCGGGGCCGCGGGUCGAUGCGAUCGGUGAUGUGGCAUCGUAUGGCCGGCCGGCUGUCCAUCUCAUCCCCAAUGCCAUCCCUGUCCUUUGGUGCAAACAUCAAGCGCGACUUACUGCUGGCUGUCGGAAAGGAGGAGAACUAUGUUGGAGAGGACAGGAUGUUUAA
Messenger RNA from Rhinocladiella mackenziei CBS 650.93, 366 nucleotides. RefSeq lists its product as uncharacterized. Bases 1 to 366 code for a protein of 121 amino acids. The transcript has a single exon. Gene Ontology annotation, molecular function: oxidoreductase activity. Lineage: Eukaryota; Fungi; Ascomycota; Eurotiomycetes; Chaetothyriales; Herpotrichiellaceae. The record is from RefSeq and is a predicted model, not a curated record.